Messenger RNA from Selaginella moellendorffii, 697 nucleotides. Its product is annotated as protein BOLA4, chloroplastic/mitochondrial. The transcript is spliced from 3 exons. Lineage: Eukaryota; Viridiplantae; Streptophyta; Lycopodiopsida; Selaginellales; Selaginellaceae. The record is from RefSeq and is a predicted model, not a curated record. Bases 19 to 513 code for a protein of 164 amino acids.
GAACCCUAAAUUCUUCCAAUGGCGCUAGCGAUGGCGAGGAUUGCUCACGGCGGCGCCGCUGCGAUUGUGCUGGCUGCGAAUCGACCGGGCAUGAUAGGUCUGCUGCGAAUGCGCGGAUUGGGAUCGAGCAGCUGCCUGGGUGGCGGCAGCAGCAGGGGAUUUUUGCGCUCGGCAUUUCAAAAGCCCCGAUCGCGGGACAGGGCGGGCGAGGCGGCGUGGCGGAGGUUUUGCGUCAGAGCGGCGGAUGUCUCCGGCCCCGGAUCUGUAGAUUCCUUGAUCGCUGGGAUGCAAUCCAAGAUUCAAGAGCAGCUAAACGCACAAGAGGUGACCGUCAAGGACGCGUAUGGAGAUGGGCGACAUGUCAGCAUCGAGGUUGUGGCCGAAGUUUUCGAGGGCCAAUCCCAAGUAAACAGGCAAAGAAUGGUGUACAAGGCCAUCUGGGAAGAGCUCCAGAACGCCGUCCACGCCGUGGACCAGCUCAAGACCAAAACUCCAGCCGAGGCCAAGAGCUAGAAUUUAAAAAACAAAACUUUAGGGGUUUAUUAAAAAGCCCUAAAAACAGAGUUUUAGGGUUUAUGGGGUCACAGCACGAGGGGGACGCGCCAGAGGAUGGAAUUCGCGGCCUCACGCUCCUCAAGCAAGGCGCCGAAGCGGUAUCUCCAUUCUUCAGCUGCAAUGGCGGCAUAAUCUCUCAUUC